AUGCCUUAUUGCAGAAGCCAGUCUCCGUCAUCAUUUUCGCAGCAUCUGGCAAGAGAAAUGAAAGUUUGGGGGAGAUUGCGCCAUGAAAAUAUCGCUCGCCUCUACGGAUAUAUCGCCAAGGUGAAAGAAAACGUAUUAACUGCCGGCUUUGUCUCGCCUUGGUGCCAAAAUGGAACCAUCACAACCUACCUGAAAUCCAAUCCACGGGCAGACAGAUUCACAUUAUUUCGAGACGUUUCGUGUGGGCUCCGAUAUCUCCAUACUCACGAGCCACCCAUAGUUCACGGGGAUAUCAAGCCUGACAAUGUUGUCAUCGGAGAUAACGAGAGAGCGUUGAUAACCGACUUUGGACUAUCGAAGAUCAUGGACGGUGUCAAAACGGGCCAAACUAGCACAAACUUUGCCAUUUCAGGGAGCCCAAGAUAUAUGGCUCCUGAAUUGAUGCGUGACACGGAUGGGAAACCAUUGCGCACGCCGAAAUCAGACAUUUGGGCUUAUGGAUGCACAUCAAUGCAGAUCCUCGUCGACAAACCACCAUACGCGGAGAAAAACAAUCUACAAGUAUUUCACUGCCUCCUGGGGGGCCAAUCUCCCUACGACUGGGAUCUUAAUGUCGAAUACGAGCUCGUUUUUUCCAUGUGUUGUCAUCAAGAACCUUCCGACCGACCCACGAUAGGCGCCGUAGUUGAGAAGCUUGCAUUUUCACGCGAAUAGUCUGCUGGGCCGGAUUCCCUUCUCGAACUUUGUUAAAACGUCGGAUAACUAUCAUAUUGUUACUGUAUCUAGUAGUAGUCUUGGGGCGGUGCAAAGGGUACAAUACUCAUUAGUCGUCAUCAGAACCAGAGUAGUCUCCUGUCCCCAGUUACAGAACUGAGUCAGGGCAGGAAUCUUGUACACCAAGUGUAAAUCAAAACGUCACGAUGCCACUUUUGAAGGAAUAGACUUCUGGCAUCACCAGCUCCCUUAGGUCCUCAGUGAU
Messenger RNA from Cantharellus anzutake, 979 nucleotides. Its product is annotated as kinase-like domain-containing protein. Bases 1 to 714 code for a protein of 237 amino acids. Gene Ontology annotation, molecular function: protein kinase activity; ATP binding. The record is from RefSeq and is a predicted model, not a curated record. The transcript is spliced from 4 exons. Lineage: Eukaryota; Fungi; Basidiomycota; Agaricomycetes; Cantharellales; Hydnaceae. Gene Ontology annotation, biological process: protein phosphorylation.